CCGUUGUUGUUGUUUAUUCAUCCCUCUUGUUAAAGUUUUCCCGUGAAAGGCGCGCAUGGGAGGUUCUUCUAACCCCACCACAAGUAUUGAAGACUCUCCCAUCGAUGAAAUGACUAACGAUGUGGAUGGUGUGGAAGAAAGAGAAACCAUGGAUGUUGAGAACCCUAGUGGAGUUUUAUGUUCCAGACUUUGUAAGAGUACUAUGUACAAUUGGGUGAAUGGCUCAGAAUGUGAGAGCUGGAAAGCCAGUAAUAUUUGUUGUCCUCAUAGAAAGAAGCUGCUUGGUGCGAAGGCAUCCUCGGAACAGUCCCCAGAUUCCGUCCCUUACCUAUUAUUUGAACUUCGUAUGUUGAUUUCCUAUAUUUCGAGUAAGCCAGUUCUUUGUAGAGGGUCUGCCAGCUUCAUUCGUGAUCGUUUGCGAACGUUGAUAGCUUUCUCUUCAGCUUUUGUCGAGAAAGAACGGAGUUGUGCGGAUUCUGUUGUUUUAUCCCAAGCUGCUCAAGGACGAGAAGUUUUUGAAUACUUUCAAAAAGAUUUGUGCCCUUUGUGUUGUGGAUACUUUAGUCCUUUUAACUUGUUACCUGACGAGAUUUUAAAACAAAUUUUAAGUUUCUUGGAUGGCCCGGAUCUUGCACGUGCUCGUAAAGUUUGUCGGAAGUGGAAUAAUCUUGCUAAUGACAGUAACUUAUGGAAGGAGUUGUGUAUAAGAAAGUGGCGCACUCUUGAAAUGGAUGUGCAUGCUUGGAAACUUUUCCGAGGAUAUAACUGGAGACCUGGAGAAUCUUUCUGUUGGCAGCAUCUUUAUCCAUUUUUGUAUCGUCAAAAGUCUGUUCGUUGCAGAUUACAAAAAACAGGAAGGUUCAUUUGUUAUCUCAUUGCGCAUCAAUAUGAUGGGACUCCUUUAGGAGCCACUGAUUUGCCACAAACACUUAUAGUUGAGAGACGUUUCAAUGUGUCUCAUCUUGAAAACUUUGUACUUCAAGAUUCCGCUCGAGUUUAUUUUGAACCAGAAACGGAAAUGGAUAGUGAUGGAUAUAAUGCAUUUAUUGACUAUUUGAUUCAACGCAAUAGAGCUGGUCUUGCUUUGGAAGGUGAUCGUAGAAUUAUUUUUAUUCCGCCAUGUGAGUAUUCCCGCAAUGUUUUGGGGUACAAUGGCAAUGGACUUUUAGGAAUUGUUCAACAUUCUUAUCCUCCUCUUUCUUAAACACAACUUUUUGGAUUCGAGAAUAGAUACACAGAAACAUUCAUGUAAAAAAGGACUUUGAAAUGGUUAUGCUAUUUUCUUUGUAGAAAUGAUCUUUUGGUCAUUUUUCGCAACUGAUUGAAUAAAACGGUUUUCUUGAAGAGUGAA
Molecule: messenger RNA, 1351 nt
Organism: Galdieria sulphuraria
Lineage: Eukaryota; Rhodophyta; Bangiophyceae; Galdieriales; Galdieriaceae
Product: F-box family
Exons: 3
Coding region: 56-1204 (382 amino acids)
Biological process (GO): SCF-dependent proteasomal ubiquitin-dependent protein catabolic process
Cellular component (GO): SCF ubiquitin ligase complex
Molecular function (GO): protein binding
Source: RefSeq, a predicted model, not a curated record